Messenger RNA from Sphaeroforma arctica JP610, 182 nucleotides. RefSeq lists its product as hypothetical. The transcript has a single exon. The annotation marks the transcript as partial. The record is from RefSeq and is a predicted model, not a curated record. NCBI's taxonomy places the organism in Eukaryota, Ichthyosporea, Ichthyophonida.
GUGCUGUCGUUGAAGGAUCAUUACCCGUUAGACUCAGAUGUGUUCCUGGUAGGCAAGCGCUACUACGGCCAUGUGGCGAAGGUCAAAGCAGUCACCGGUGGUAACCUGGAUGUGGAGGUGCAGUUCUUACCCAACAACCUUAACCUCAGGGCAGAGGCUGGUAAAGCCCAGUCCGAAGAGAA